UGAUAUUUUUGGGGGGUGUAGAGAAACUGGAGCCAGUACUUGAACAUUUUGUUUUGUAAAAUUGUCUGCACACUUCCAUUUUAACAAAGGAGAGAUUUUUCAAGUCAUGAAUUCAGGCGCCCUAGCCUGGGCGAUACUAUUAGGCGCCUUAGUAACACAAGUUGACGCAAGGGCACAUCGACAAAAAAGGCAAUUUGGCGGUUUCGGUGGUGGAGAUUCAAACCCAUUUGGUCCCGGAACAUCCGGUGCUUGCAAACCUUUAGCAGCUCCUACAGAUGGACAAAUAAACUGUGGGGAUUCUACGAUAUUUUACCGCUGUACAGCACAGUGUAACUCUGGGUAUCAAUUUGAUAAUGGAGACUCAACAAUACAGAAAGAUUGUGAUCCUAUGACAGGACAGUUUUUUGAUGGCCCAACAUUUCCAAAAUGCAUACCCACCUGUAGCCCAGCUUGCCAGAAUGGAGGGACGUGUGUUCAGCCCAACAUCUGCUCAUGUGCUCCUGGGUGGAGGGGAACUUUCUGUGAAAGUCCGGAUAGGAAAUGUAUCGAGCCUGCCAACCCAAGCAAUGGACAGGUCCAGUGUCAGAGCACGGCCACCACAAUGCAGUGUUCAAUUUCCUGUCAGGGGGGUUAUAAAUUUGAGUACACCCCUCCCACAGAAUAUGUCUGUCGAGACGGCACAUGGAGCCCAAGUCCUACUUUUCCUAAAUGUAUCCCAGCUGGACAAUCCACAGUUAGUCCACCCACACAGCCAACACCAGCUUUUGUGCGAGAUGCCAUGUGCGUAGCCUGGGGACAGGAUCACUACAGGACGUUUGAUGGCAAUGUUUUCUCGUAUCAAGGCCAAUGUGAAUAUGUGCUCGCCAAAGACUGCAGCGGAAACUCAUUUCAUGUUAACGUAAUCAAUGAUCGCAGCUGUACACCAAAUGCUCCCUGUCAUAGGAAUGUAGAUAUUUAUUUUGGCUCAACAAAAGUGCAAUUUAAAGCAGAGGCUUCUGGAGAAAAAGUACUUUGGGAUGGAACUGAACUUACCGUCCCUGCGAGUAAAGAACGAGCGGAAAUUAUAAAAGUCGGACACUACACCAUUCUGACACACUCAGCUCUAGGCUUCAAGGUGCGAUGGGAUGGGAGAGAAUCUGUCUUUGUCUCCAUUAAUGCCGCUCUGAAGGGUAAGAUGUGUGGUCUGUGUGGACUUAAUGACGGGGAUAGAACAAAUGACUUCAAAACCUCCUCGGGAGCCACCGUCACUAAGGCAGACACCGCCACAUUCGGCAACUCGUGGAAGGAGACUGCAGCAGGAGCUGACACCUGUCCUGACAGCACACAGAAGACAUGCACAUCAGCAGGCAGCACACAAGCACAGACAGUGUGUAGCCAUUUAACCAGUGGCAGCUUCCAGGCCUGUAACUCAAAGGUAGACCCCACCCCAUACAUAGAGGCAUGUAAGCUGGACUGCUGCAGUGGUGGAGACUCUACAACAUGUGGAUGUAAGAAUUUUGAGGCAUAUGCCCGUGCCUGUAUGGAUGCGUCACCAACACUUAGAGAUCUGAACUGGAGGACAAAUCAACUUUGUCCUGCCCCAUCCUGUCCUAACAAUCUGAUCCACAAGGAAUGUGGUAAUUGCCAACUGAAGUGUGGUGCUGGGUCUAAUGUGGCAGGCUGUAAGGAGACCACAUGUUUUGACGGCUGUUUCUGUCCCCCAGGGAUGGUUCUGGAUAAGGGUGUGUGUGUGUACCCAGAGCAGUGCCCAUGUUUACACGGAGACAAGAUGCUACCUGCAGGCUCUGUGGUACCCAAAGACUGCAACAAAUGUACAUGUAAAUCUGGAAAAUGGGAGUGCACUACUAAACGCUGUGCUGGAACCUGUGCUGCCACUGGCGAUCCCCAUUACCUCACAUUUGACGGGGUCCGCUACAACUUCAUGGGAAUCUGUAGUUACUAUAUGGUCCAGGAUAACGAUUUUGAUAUCAUUGCUAACAACAUUGCUUGUGGUCACGGACAUGCAUCUUGUACAAAAUCCAUCAGCUUCAACUAUAACCAUCAUUUCGUUACUAUGGACCACAAUCAUGUGUUGACCAUUGAUGGACAUGAUAUUACCCGGUUGCCAUACAAGGAAAAUGGAAUUCAGAUUUUCAUGGUGUCAUCAUUGUUUAUGAAGGCUGUCCUUGGAAACGGAGUUGAAAUUCUCUGGGAUGGAAGAACAAGGGCAUACAUCACCAUGCCAACAACCUUCUUCAACAACACCAAGGGCAUGUGUGGGACUUGGGAUCACAACCAGAAGAACGAGUAUCUGACGCCCCACGGUGACAUCGAACCGAACACCAAUCUUUUCGGUAAUCACUGGAAACUGCAGGCUAACUGUCGAGAUGAACCAGAGAACGCAACCACAGAUCCCUGUGUUGAUAAUGCAGUAGGAAAAGCUCAGGCUGUGAAAUACUGUGCCUACCUCAAAGGAGAUGUGUUCAAAUCCUGCCAUGCUUUAGUGGACUAUACUCCUCUAUAUGAGAAUUGUAUGUUUGAUAUGUGUGCAUGUACUGAUAAUCUAAAAGACUGUCUGUGUCCAAUGCUGGCACAGUACGCUGCGGACUGUGCUGCCUCGGGCGUUAACCUACAUUGGAGGAACAGUAUACCGGAGUGUCGUUUACCAUGUACGGGUGGACAGGAGUACAAAAACUGUCCAAAUGAGUGCGUGCGAACUUGCCACAUCAUAUCCAACAACCCAGUCUGCACCCAGGACCUGACCCGCUGUGCUGAGGGCUGCUCCUGUCCUGAGAACCAGACCCUGAACGACCACGGAAUGUGUAUCCCCAUCAGCCAGUGUCCUUGUGAGUUUGGCAGCAAGCAGUUUGCACCAGGAGUGCAAACCAAAAUGGAAAACCAAAUUUGUACCUGUGAAAAUGCCCUCUGGAACUGCACCCCGAUCACCAACACAACCAAAGUAGAGAUCCCAAAUAUUUGUAAGGAGACGGAAAUCUACACCAACUGUACCUCCCUCUGUCCUCUCACGUGUGAGAACAUUGGAGCACCACCCACCUGCCUGCCCCCUGCUGCUGAUGACUGCACCCCGGGGUGUAUAUGUAAGGAUGGAUAUGUAUGGGAUGGUAAUGAUUGUGUACCACGACUGGAGUGUCCCUGUUAUCAUGGGGGGAAGCCGUAUAAGGAGGGGGAAAAAUACUACCAGGAAUGUAAUGAAUGCACUUGCAAUGGUCAGAACUGGGUGUGCACACACAAGGAAUGCCCAGCUGUGUGUAGUGCCUUCGGUGAUAGUCAUUAUACAACAUUUGACGGCAAGCAUUAUGAGUUCCAGGGAACCUGUAGUUAUGUGUUGGCCCAGUCCACCACUGAUAACCCCAACAAAUUUGUGAUCUCCACAGAAAACAUGCCUUGUGGAAGUACCGGGGUAGCUUGCACCAAAUCCAUCCACUUCACCAUUGGGGAACCAGGGACUGCUAGUUACUUCCAACUGACCUUGAUUCGAGGAAAGUCCCCCCAAGUAGAUGCCAAUACCCCAUUCUCUAUCCAGGACACGGGGAGCUUCUUUGUCAUCAAAACUCCCACAGGAAUCACCCUCACCUGGGACAAGGGAACCCGUGUGUACCUCAAACUGGGCACCCAGCAUAGAGGGAAGGUGGAAGGACUCUGUGGUAAUUUCGAUGGUGACCAAGGAAACGACUUCACAACCCCACAGGGUGGUCCCCCAGCAGUACAGGUCACGACCUUUGCUGACAGCUGGCAGGUGAACCCGGACCUCUGUGUGCCCUCUAAGACUGUGACAGAUACUUGUAAACAGAAUCCAGAGAGAGAACAAUGGGCCAAGAGUAAAUGUAGCAUCAUUAGCAGUUCUAUUUUCCAGCCCUGCCACAGCUUGAUGCCAGACUACCUGGCCUAUCAGUCUAGGUGUAUUUUUGAUGCCUGUGCCUGUGACUCCGGAGGAGACUGUGAGUGCUUGUGUACUGCUAUUGCGGCUUUCGCACAUGAGUGUGCUGUCCAGGGCGUUCCCAUCAAGUGGAGGAAUCCCGCCCUCUGUCCUAUCCAAUGUGAGGAAUGUGAAACAUACAACCCUUGUAUUUCUUCCUGUCCCAAAAAGACAUGUAAAAACCACCUGACCUAUGAUCAGAUUACUAAGGACCUGGGUUGUAAGGAAGACACCUGCAUUGAGGGGUGUGACACCAAACCCUGUGCCCCAGGGAUGGUGUAUGACCGGGACUCUGCCCCUAUGAAGUGUAUCCCCGAGCCAUUCUGUAACACCCCAGCUUGUACCGUCAAUGGUAGACAGUACCGACUUUAUGAACAGAUCAAGGACCCUGCUGUGUGCAGGCAGGAUUGUGAAGUCUGUACCUGUGGCCCUGAUGGUAAUGUAAUGAGAAACAGUGUUUGCCAGAGUACAACUGCACCAGUGACCCGAUUUCCACCAGUGACCUACCCAACCACUACCACUGUGGCCCCAAAUGCAUAUAGUCAAGGCAUUCCAACAUUUUCGAAACAUGCUGGACAUGACGGAUAUACACCUCAUCUCAAAAAGUCUCACUGUGAGGAUGGCUGGACAAAGUGGAUGAGUUUUCACACCCCGACUGGAUCCAGCCCAGAUGAUUUAGAGAUCAAUGAGAAACUGAGAAUACAGUACUCAUACUGUGCUGACAGUCAACAGAGAGCUAUUGAGUGCCGAGUGAUUGGGACAGGGCAGGCUGCUCACCAAUCUGGACAGAAGGUGACAUGUGACCUCGGAAAAGGCCUACAUUGUAGGGCCCAAAAUAGCACAGAAGUCUGCAAUGAUUAUGAGAUUCGAUUUAUGUGUGACUGUAGCUUAUCCACCCAUGCACCCACCUCCCCCACCACUCCAAAGUCCACCACAGAAUUUUUCACUGGAAAAAUCCCUGUCACUGAUGACUUUGGUAAUCCUGUUUUACGGCCACUGACUGACCAGUUCCACAAACCAGUCACUGAUGAUUUUGGAGAGACGGUUUCUUUGGUUCCGGCAUAUAUCACCCAGGCCAGACCAACUCCUUCACCACCAACUGAUGAAUUUGGAAGACCUUUUGUUAUGUAUCCGAAGACAGACGAAUUCAAGAAUCCAAUCUUGGUUCCAAAAACAGAUAUUUACGGCAAUCCAGUUACAGAUGCCUCUGGCCACACCACAAUGAUACCAGAGUACGUGACACAGGAUAUCCCCACAGCAGCGCCACCUACUGACAGGUUUGGAAAUCCAAUUCUGUCACCUAAAACUGACGAAUUUGGAAUUCCCCUAAAGAAGCCCACUGUCACUGAUGCAUUUGGUCAACCCACUGUUUCAAACAACACCCUGACUCCUCAGCCAUACAAAUGUGUGCAGGGCUGGUCACCGUGGAUGAAUGUGGAUACUCCAAAAGGUGAAGGAGCCUCCAGUGAGAUUUAUGGUGCUGGAGAUAUUGAGAGCUUGUCUGCACUCAGGCAGAAAUACAGCUUCUGUGCUCACCCUACCUCCAUCAAAUGUCAGUCUGUUCUUGACAAAGUGCCGUACACUGUGGCUGGUGACGUGGAUGUGGUGUGUGAUGUUACUAAGGGAUUGUUGUGUGUGAACAGGAAACAGGCUAGUGGGCUCUGUGAGGAUUACGAGGUUUCUGUCUACUGUGACUGUGGAGAAACAACACCAAAUCCACCCAUGGGAUCCACACCAGCACCCAGACCAGGUGAACCCCACCCCCCUGUUCCCUCAUGUGAAUGGUCACAAUGGAUGAACAGCCACAAGAGGGCACCAGGAGACAUUGACGAACGUGAGACUCUGAGCCAGUUACGUCUUCACUAUGAUUUCUGUGAAUUUCCAUCAAAGAUAGAAUGCCGCGAUGCCCAGACAGGACAGAUGUUUGACAAAACAGGAGACCUAGGGGUGACAUGUGACAUCAACCGGGGUCUCGUUUGCGAGGAUCUAUACCAGAAUUCUGCUGAGGGCUGUCGGGAUUACGAGGUCAGGGUGUACUGUACAGACGCGUGCCAGUCAACAAUUAAACCCACUGUCUCAUCUCUCUGUGGGGAAGGUUGGACAGACUGGAUAAACAAUGUACAUCCAUCAGCAGCUUCCCCUCUUGAUGUGGAAGUACCGAGAAGCAUCCCAGGAUUCCCAGCCACCUGUAAUGAGGUCAUUGCAGUUCGCUGCUCGGUCGCUGCCACAGGAUUGGAUUACAAGAGUAAAGGAGAGAAUGUUAUGUGUACAACUACUGGACUUAAGUGCACUCCAAAGCCAGGGGACACUUGUGAGGAUUACCAAGUGCAGUUCUAUUGUGCUUGUGCCCAACCUCCUGUUCCACAAACAGAUAUUUUUGGAAAUCCAAUACUCAUUCCUAAGACCGAUGCCUUUGGCUUCCCAGUCUUGCGCCCCAAGACUGAUGCUUUUGGACAACCUGUUACUGAUAAAGAUGGCCACACUUUCAUGGUUCCAGUUCCAGACAAUACAACUCAACCAACUCCAAAACCAGAAACUGAUGCCUUCCAUAAUCCAAUAAUGGUCCCAAAAACUGAUGUGUAUGGGCAUCCAGUCACUGACAAGAAUGGAAAUCCAGUCCUGGUUCCAAAACCAGACAACCAGGCCAUUCCAAGCACAGCUUCACCAGUCUCUGGUUCCCCGGAACCAGGAAAGAUUGUGUGUAACCCAGGCUGGACCUAUCCUAUGAAUGUGGACUCCCCCAGUACGGGAGAUGGGGACCUGGAAACUCUGGCCAAACUCCGAAGCAAAUUUUCGUUCUGUCAUGAAGAUGAUAUUGUGGCUGUCAGUUGCAAAGAGUUAUUAAGUGGCCGGUCCCCUGCCGAUCUUGGACAGAAGGUCACUUGUGAUAAGAAUGGUCUGACUUGUCUGAAUGCUGAUCAACCCAGCGGCAAAUGUCAUGACUAUCUGAUACAGUUCUACUGCAACUGCAAGCCCACCCCAGAUGUAAACAUGACGGUAUCCCCAAGUCCCACACAGCCCGGCCCAACCACACCCCCACUUAAACACGGCCAAGACAACUGUGACCAUGAGGUGGGCGUGGUAGAAUUCACCCCCGACCAGUUCCUGGCCUCCUCUUCCUUGGAUGUGGACCACGACGCCGACAAAGCACGACUUCGUAAAUCCACAGCUUGGGUGGCAAGGUACAAUGAUGAACAUGAAUUCAUCCAAGUCAACUUCCACAUGCCUACAGCAAUGACAGGUGUUCGUAUCCAAGGAGACCCAAAAUCCCAGUCCUGGGUCACAAAGUUCACUGUUAAAUUUAGUAACGAUGGUCAGAAAUGGACUCCUUAUUACCAGAGUUUCGCAGUGGCACCUAAGGUGUUCCAAGGAAGCAAGGAUAGUGACACUGUUGCUUCUGCAUUUUUCGAUCGGGAAGUCACAGCUCGAUACUUGCGCAUUGUUCCCCAAGAAUGGCACAACCGAAUAGCGAUGCGAUUUGAAGUCCUAGAAUGUCCCAAAACUACUGAAACACCAUCUGUGUCCACUAUGACCCCUUCAACAACACCAAAACGGGAGUGCUUGGACCCAAUGGGAAUUGAGAACAGUGCUAAGAUCUCAGAUAGUCAGCUGAUUGCCUCAUCCUCAAGGGAUUCCCUCUCUGGAGCCACUUCUGGUCGUCUCUUUAAUGACCUUGGGGCCUGGGUCCCACAGGAUGGUGGUCAGAAGAACUGGAUACAGGUUGAUUUUGGUUCCCCCCGGAAUAUCUCUGGAAUCCUCACCCAGGGAAGCCCAGGGGAGGAAAGAUGGGUCACAAAUUUCGCAGUAUCUUACAGUACCGAUGGACUUGACUUUUCUCUGGUCAAUGGACCAGAUGGCAAGGCAACCAUGUUUAAUGGAAAUGUGGACCAGAACUCAGUGGUGAAGAACAUGUUUGCAUCACAGAUCUACGCUCGGUUUAUACGGAUCGUUGUCAUAGAAUCCAGUCCAGCUGGAGCUGGGCUGAGGUUUAAUUUACUGGGCUGCUCCCCCGAGUCCUCAAAGACAACCACAGGGGCACCAAAGAUCUCUACAGUCACUCCCAAACCUGUGUCAACCAUUGAACCAAUCUGUAGUCAGUCCAUGGGAAUCGAGGAGGCCACAAGGAUCCCAGACAGACUUCUGACAGCAUCAUCAGAGAAAAAUGCAACAUAUGCUGCUACACAAGGUCGCAUCAAUACUGACCAUCUCUCCUGGAGACCACUGUCUACAGAUCAAACACCAUACAUUCAAGUAGACUUCUUGGAACCCAAACUUAUUACUGGCGUAAUAACUCGAGGAGAUGGAAUUACCAAUAACUGGGUCAAAACCUUUACAGUGUCAACAAGUAUUGAUGGAACCAACUUUUCUCCGUACAGUGAUGGAGGAAUUCCAGAGCCUAAAAUGUUCACUGGCAACAAUGACAAAAUCACGGCCGUCACAAACUUCUUCAACAGACAAGUUCUUGCCCAGUAUGUGCGUAUCUAUCCUAAGUCAGUGAAUGGAGAGGUUUCCUUACAGUUCAGUGUCCUGGGUUGUAAUCCUGCUCAGAAUCCAGGACCCACAACUCCAUCCCCCAUUGUUCCAGAAACAGACGAGUUUGGUAAUCCUAUUCUGAUCCCAAGGACCGAUGAGUAUGGACGUCCAAUGACAGACUUUUACGGCAAUACUAUCAUGGUUCCUAAACCUUACACCCAAGGCAAACCAACUCCUUCACCAGCAACAGAUGAACAGGGCCGCCCUAUCAUGGUGCCCAAAACUGAUUCUUAUGGAAAACCAAUAACUGAUGAACAAGGACACACAGUGAUGGUUCCACUACCUUAUGACCAGGCCACUCCCAAAGCUAUCCCAAAAACAGAUGCUCAAGGAAAUCCCAUCUUGGUUCCCAAGACAGAUUCCUAUGGAGUACCCAUGACUGAUGAAAAUGGGCAUACUAUCAUGGUGCCUUUGACUGAACCUGCAGAGAAACCCACUGUGGUGCCUGUAACUGAUGCUCAAGGCCGGCCCAUACUGGUACCCAAGACUGAUUCUUAUGGAAAACCCAUGACGGAUGAGCAUGGUAGCACUAUCAUGGUGCCUAUACCAUAUACACAUGGACCUCCAACACCAUCACCACAAACAGAUGAGUUUGGAAACCCAAUUCUGGUACCAAAGACUGACUCCUAUGGAAAGCCAAUGACAGAUGAGCAUGGUAAUACAAUCAUGGUGCCACUUCCUGCUUCUACAGCAAAACCCACUCCAGAACCAGUGACUGAUAAGCAGGGAAACCCUGUGUUAGUACCCAGAACAGACACUUAUGGAAGACCUGUUACAGAUGCUCAGGGGCACACCUCAAUGGUACCUCUCUAUGUCACGCAGAAAACACCUGUUCCUGUGCCAAAGACAGAUGAUUUUGGUAAUCCCAUCAUGAUCCCAAAAACAGACACCUAUGGAAAGCCUAUGACAGAUGACUUUGGGGAGACCAUCAUGGUGCCUGAUUACUACACCCAAGGUUUACCUACACCACGACCCCAGACAGAUGAAUUUGGAAUGCCAAUCCUUGUGCCAAAGACUGACACCUAUGGAAAACCAAUGACAGAUGAUUUCGGUAAUACUAUCAUGGUUCCUCUGCCUGAGGCUACAGAGAAGCCAACUCCCUCACCAAGAACUGAUAAGUUUGGAAAUCCAAUACUGGUUCCCAAAACAGAUGAGUAUGGAAGACCAUUCACAGACAAACAGGGACACACAGUGAUGAUCCCUCUAACUUAUCCCCAGAGUACACCAAUACCAAACCCAGUCACUGAUAGAUUUGGAAUACCAGUGUUAGUGCCAAGGACUGAUGAAUAUGGAAAACCAUACACUGAUAGGUUUGGGCACACAGAAAUGGUACCCAUACCUUAUUCACAAGGUCAGCCUACUCCCAAACCUAAAACUGAUGCUUUUGGAAACCCCAUCCUGGUGCCAAGGACAGAUGAAUAUGGAAAACCAUACACAGAUGAACACGGAAAUACUGAAAUGGUUCCAGUGCCAGAAAACCAGAAUACACCAACUCCUGUGCCUCUGACUGAUGAGCAGGGAAAUCCAAUUCUUGUUCCAAAGACAGACUCUUAUGGAAAGCCAAUGACAGAUGAACAUGGUAACACCAUUAUGGUACCCAAACCAGCCCCAACUGGAACUCCCACUCCAGUUCCACAAACAGAUGAACAUGGAAACCCAAUCCUGGUGCCCAAGACUGAUUCCUAUGGCAAACCCAUGACAGAUGAACAUGGUAAUACCAUCAUGGUGCCAUUGCCUGCCACACAAGGGGUGCCCACAGCUGAACCCUUGACUGAUAAAUUUGGAAAUCCUGUCCUGAGACCAAAGACAGAUUCCUAUGGCAAACCAAUGACGGAUGAACAUGGUAAUACAAUUAUGGUACCAGUUCCUGCCAAUCAUGGAAGUCCUACACCAGCACCCCAGACUGAUGCACAGGGCCGUCCUAUUUUGGUUCCAAAGACUGACUCCUAUGGCAAACCUAUGACAGAUGAGCAUGGAAAUACUAUCAUGGUGCCAUUGCCUGCAACACAAGGACAGCCCACUCCUGUACCAGAAACUGAUAAAUUUGGUAAUCCUAUUCUGGUGCCAAAGACUGAUUCUUAUGGCCAGCCCAUGACAGAUGAACAUGGUAAUACCAUAAUGGUACCUAAACCAGCAACACAUGCUACACCAACCCCAGUACCAGCCACUGAUGAACAUGGUAAUCCAAUCUUGGUCCCAAGAACUGAUUCUUAUGGCAAACCAAUGACAGAUGCAGAAGGAAGUACAAUUUUGGUCCCAUUGCCAGCAAAUGGCAGCACUCCAUUGGUUAUUCCAGAAACAGAUGAAUUUGGAAAUCCUAUCCUGAUUCCAAGAACUGAUGAGUAUGGCAAACCAUAUACGGACAGCCAGGGCAAAACUGUACUGGUUCCAAAACCAGCCACACCACAGAAACCUACACCUGAACCAGAGACUGAUAAAUUUGGUAACCCUGUUUUAAUACCUAGGACUGACGAAUAUGGAAAGCCUUAUACAGAUGAGUAUGGCAGAACACAAUGGGUGCCUAAACCAGCCACACAUGGUCUCCCCACUCCAGCACCAGAAACUGAUAAAUUUGGAAACCCAAUCCUUGUCCCAAGAACAGAUAGUUAUGGAAGUACAUACACUGAUGAGAAUGGCAAUACAGAAAUGGUUCCAAAACCAGCUUAUCAGGGAACACCGACUCCGGCACCAGAAACCGACCAGUUUGGACAACCCAUUCUGAUUCCAAAAACUGAUGAGUAUGGCAGGCCCUACACAGAUGAACAUGGAAACACAGUUAUGGUUCCCAAACCAGGUACUUUCGGAGCUCCCACUGUGGUACCAAUGACUGAUGAGUUUGGACAACCAAUCCUGGUUCCUAAGACAGAUGAAUAUGGUAGACCGUACACAGACAGGUUUGGCUCUACAACAAUGAUACCACUGGUGCCUGUUCCCCAAGGUGUUCCAACCAGGGUACCAAGAGUGUGCCUGUCCUACAUGGGAGUGGAUGAUAGAUACGUCAUUAAGAACAGUCAGAUGACUGCCUCCUCCUACAGUGGAACCAACACACCAGACCAAGGUCGUCUCUAUGGUGACUUCUCUUGGCAACCAAGAUCAAAUGACACAUCACCUUGGAUUCAGGUUGACCUUGGAAAAUUGUCUUUGAUAUCUGGGGUAGAAACCCAAGGAGACACGAUCAACAGAAAGUUUGUCAAGACCUACACAAUUUACACCAGCAUUGAUGGGAAGACCUUCACCCCCUACUCUGACAUCCCUGGGGCAGGAAUUCCUAAAGUGUUCUCUGGGAACAAGGAUGGGGAUACCCCAAUGAGGAGCUUAUUCAACAGAAAUAUCACGGCUCAGUACAUCAGAAUUUACCCACAAUCCACUUCUGCAGCUGGAGCAGCAAUGAGGCUGAAUAUUCUGGGAUGUAAUCCUACAGCACCUGUGAAACCUACUCCCACUGGAACAGCUACACCAGUUUGUGAUGUCAAGAUGGGUCUGUCCAAUGGACUCAUAGUCUCUAAAGCUCAGUUCAAAGCAUCCAGCGUGUUGGACGGUUUCCAUGGGCCAGAGCGUGCCAGAUUAUAUGGCCACAGGGAUGGUAGCUUCACCGGGGGCUGGACACCAAGUGUGAACAAUAAUCGCCAAUGGAUUCAGGUUGACCUACUUUCAAAUGAAGAGGUAUAUGGUGUGAUAACCCAGGGCCGUUCUGACCUCCCCUACUGGGUUACUGAGUACCAGGUGUACUACAGCACAGACGGACGAUCAUUCCAACCCAUAACUUCCAGCCCAGGGGACAAAACGCCCCAGACCUUCAAUGGAAACAUGGACAACCAUAAUCUAGUCACCAACGUCUUUAACCAGAAAAUAGUGGCACGAUUCAUCAGAAUUGUUCCUCUGAAGUGGAGAGAGGCAAUUGGUCUGAGGUUUGAACUGGUCGGCUGUAAACAGCUCACUCCUUCACCUCUUGUCACCGUCCCUCCCUCCUCAUCAACAACUGCUGGUCAGGGCCCCCUCACUUGCAUGUACUGGACACCGUGGGUCAACACCAAUACCCCCGAUGCUACCGGCGAUUAUGAGACCAUAAUGCACCUGAAUUCACUUGUGCGAUCAUGUAACUUGACAGACAUGAAGGCCAUCGAGUGCCGUGCCGUAGGAACCAAAAAGUCGUGGGAUGAGGCGGGUGAUGUGGAUGUUAAGUGUGAUCUUGUUACACAAGGUCUUCUGUGCUUUAACAAGGUGCAGAGGAGUACACAGUGUCAGGACUAUGAGAUCAGGGUGUUCUGUGAUGAAUGUCCAGCCACUACAGGUGUGUCACAGCCAGUGACUACACCUGCUCCUGGUGGAUCCACUCCCAGCCCCGGCGUGUCCACUCAAUCAACUGUAACCCCUAAAUCAACAACGAAAGAACAAUGUCAAAACAAGACUUUCUGGUCAUCCUGGAUCAACAAGCAGAGCCCAGGCAAUGGUGGGGAGGUGGAAAAAAUGACUGCCUCAGAAAAAAAGAAUUUCUGUCCAAAUGGUAUAAUUAACGGUGUAGAGUGCGAGACAGUGGAUGGGCAGCCAUGGUUUGACACCAAUCAGAUUCUAACCUGUGACGUCAGAGAUGGACUGAACUGUGAUAAUAGCAUUAACUUCGGAGAUAUGUGUAAAGACUACAGGAUUCGUUACCAGUGUCAAGUGAUUUGUAAUGAAACCACUACAACUACUAGCACCACUUCUACCACCACCAGUACCCCCACAACAAGCCCCACCCAGUCUACCAGCACUCUACCCACCACCACCAAGUGUGUGGAGCAGGAUAAGGUGUCCCCUUGGAUCAACAGAGACAAGCCUUAUAUUGGAGAUGGAGACAAAGAGGCCAUGACUGGAGCAGAACUUGCCAGGUUCUGUCCUGCGGAGCUUGGCAGCUACAUUAAGAAGGUGGAGUGCGUGGCAGUGGAUGGUAUGAUUCCUAGCUACAGUACGGGAGACAAGAUGAUCUGUGAUAAGGACCUCGGCUCAGUUUGUCUGAAUAGCGACAACUUCCCCGUACAGUGCCAGGACUACAUGAUCAGAUACACUUGUCACCAAGCAUGCUUGCCAACCAAACCUGCAUACCAUGGUAUGUAUGUACCAGUGACGGACCAGUUUGGAAAUCCUAUCUUGGUUCCCAGGACUGAUGCCUACCACCACCCCUAUACAGAUGAGCAUGGUAGAACCCAGAUGAUACCCAUAGGUUACAUUCAUGUAACCCCAACACCAGCACCUGUCACAGAUGAGCAAGGAAACCCCAUCCUUGUCCCCAAAACUGACUCGUAUGGCAAACCCAUGACAGAUGAACAUGGUAAUACCAUCAUGGUGCCACUUCCAGCCACUCAAGGACAGCCAACACCUGCACCACAAACUGAUGAACACGGAAAUCCUAUUUUGGUACCAAAGACCGACUCUUAUGGUAAACCAAUGACAGAUGAGCAUGGUAAUACAAUCAUGGUGCCAUUACCUGCCACACAAGGUUUGCCUACCCCCAGUCCUCAGACAGAUAAAUACGGAAAUCCAAUCUUGGUGCCAAAGACUGAUGAAUAUGGCAAGCCAUACACUGAUGCUCAGGGACACACAGUGAUGGUUCCUUUGCCACAAACCCAGGAAAAACCAACACCAGUACCAGUGACUGACAAAUUUGGUAAACCUGUGCUGGUCCCAAGGACUGAUGAAUAUGGUAGACCUUAUACAAAUGUAUAUGGUGAAACUGAAAUGGUUCCAAUACCGUUUAAUCAAAACACACCCACUCCAGCUCCUCAAACAGAUGAAAAUGGAAACCCAAUAUUGGUGCCAAAGACAGACAGUUAUGGAAAACCAAUGACAGAUGAGCAGGGCCACACAAUAAUGGUUCCAUUGCCCGAGUAUCAGGGAACACCAACUCCAGCACCACAAACUGAUGAACAUGGAAACCCAAUCUUGGUUCCAAAGACUGACUCAUAUGGUAAACCAAUGACAGAUGAAAACGGAAAAACCAUUAUGGUACCUUUACCAGACAUUCAUGGUCUGCCAACUCCUUCGCCAGAAACUGACAAGUUUGGUAAUCCAAUACUGGUUCCCAGAACUGAUGAGUAUGGUCGACCAUACACAGAUAAGCAUGGUAACACAGAGAUGGUACCUGUUCCAGUAACACAUAGUCGGCCAACUCCAUCUCCCCAAACUGAUGCCCAAGGGAACCCCAUACUGGUGCCUAGGACUGAUGAAUAUGGCAAACCAUACACUGAUGAACAUGGUAACACCCAAAUGGUGCCACUUCCUUAUGUACAAGGCACACCAACACCAGCACCAGAGACAGAUAAAUUUGGAAAACCUAUAUUGGUACCAAAAACCGAUGAAUAUGGAAAACCGUAUACUGAUGAACAUGGUAAUACAGUGAUGGUGCCAGUACCAUAUACACAGAGUUCUCCAACGCCAGCACCUGCUACAGAUGAACAUGGUAAUCCAAUUAUGGUACCGAAAACAGAUUCAUAUGGUAAACCAAUGACAGAUGAAAAUGGAAAAACCAUUAUGGUACCUCUACCAGCCACUCAUGGUCUGCCAACUCCUGCACCAGAAACUGACAAGUUUGGUAAUCCAAUACUGGUUCCUAGAACUGAUGAAUAUGGUAGACCAUACACAGAUAAGCAUGGUAACACAGAGAUGGUACCUGUCCCAGCAACACAUGGUCAGCCAACUCCAUCUCCCCAGACUGAUGCUCAAGGGAACCCCAUACUGGUGCCUAGGACUGAUGAAUAUGGCAAACCAUACACUGAUGAACAUGGUAACACCCAAAUGGUGCCACUUCCUUAUGUACAAGGCACACCAACACCAGCACCAGAGACAGAUAAAUUUGGAAAACCUAUAUUGGUACCCAAAACAGAUGAAUAUGGAAAACCAUAUACAGAUGAGCAUGGUAACACAGUGAUGGUGCCAGUACCAUAUACACAGAGUUCUCCAACGCCAGCACCUGCCACAGAUGAACAUGGUAAUCCAAUCUUCGUACCCAAAACAGAUUCAUAUGGUAAACCAAUGACAGACGAGCAAGGUCACACCAUUAUGGUGCCAUUGCCAUCAGAGCAGUAUGUUCCAACUGUAGCACCACAGACUGAUGAACAUGGUAAUCCAAUCAUGGUACCUAAGACGGAUUCUUAUGGCAAGCCGAUGACAGAUGCUCAGGGUCAUACAAUCAUGGUGCCUCUACCAGGAAAACAACAGAGUCCAACACCAGCCCCCCAGACAGAUGCACAUGGAAACCCAAUACUAGUGCCUAAGACAGAUGAAUAUGGUAAACCAUACACUGAUGAACAUGGUAACACAGUAAUGGUACCAGUACCAGCCACACAUGGUCAGCCAACUCCAUCGCCACAGACAGACAAAUUUGGAAAACCCAUAUUGGUACCUAAGACAGAUGAAUAUGGAAAACCAUACACUGAUGAACAUGGAAAUACAGUGAUGGUACCAUUGGCUUAUUUGCAGAGUUCUCCAACACCAGCACCAGCCACAGAUGAACAUGGUAAUCCAAUUCUGGUACCAAAGACAGAUUCAUAUGGUAAACCAAUGACAGAUGAGCAGGGUCACACCAUUAUGGUGCCACUGCCAUCUGAGCAGUAUGUCCCAACUGUGGCACCACAAACUGAUGAACAUGGUAAUCCAAUCAUGGUACCUAAGACUGAUUCUUAUGGCAAGCCAAUGACAGAUGCUCAGGGUCAUACAAUCAUGGUACCACUGCCAGGAACACAACAGACCCCUGUGCCUGUGCCACAGACAGACAAACAAGGAAAUCCAGUUCUGGUGCCCAAGACUGAUGAAUAUGGUAGACCCUACACAGAUGAACAUGGCAGCACUGUGUUGAUCCCUGUACCAUACACACAAGGCAAACCAACUCCAUCACCACAAACUGAUGAGUUUGGAAGACCAAUACUGAUACCUAAGACUGAUGAAUAUGGUAAAAUCUUUACAGAUGUUUUUGGACAGACAGUGAUGGUACCACUGCCUGAGGGACAAAGUAGGCCAACCCCUGCUCCAGUAACUGACAAACAAGGUCGACCUGUUUUGGUACCCAAAACCGACUCCUAUGGAAAACCAAUGACAGAUGAACAUGGUAAUACAAUAAUGGUUCCCCAGCCAUAUACUCAAGGUUUGCCAACGCCUGCCCCACAGACAGAUGAGCAUGGAAAUCCUAUCAUGGUACCAAAGACUGAUUCCUAUGGUAAACCCAUGACUGAUGAACAUGGUAAUACCAUUAUGGUGCCACUUCCAGCCACUCAAGGACUGCCAACUCCAGCACCACAAACAGAUGAACACGGAAAUCCAAUUUUGGUACCAAAGACCGAUUCUUAUGGUAAACCAAUGACAGAUGAGCAUGGUAAUACAAUCAUGGUGCCUUUACCUGCCACACAAGGUUUACCUACCCCCAGUCCUCAGACAGAUAGGUUUGGAAAUCCUAUCUUUAUUCAUAAAACAGACUCUUAUAACAAACCAAUGACAGAUAAAUUUGGAAGCACCAUU
Molecule: messenger RNA, 16936 nt
Organism: Saccostrea echinata
Lineage: Eukaryota; Metazoa; Mollusca; Bivalvia; Ostreida; Ostreidae
Product: mucin-2-like
Exons: 47
Cellular component (GO): extracellular matrix
Molecular function (GO): protein binding
Source: RefSeq, a predicted model, not a curated record